ACAAGAUCUAAAGUUAAUGGAGAAAGAAGAUUUUCAUGGUUUUGCCUUUUGUCAAUAGAAAAUUUUCUUUUUGACACGAUGAGCGGAGACGUCCGUCUCACGUUUGACCUUGAUGGUCGGCCGGUGUACGUGCAAGUGUCUAUCCUUCUUCCGCAUGAGGUGGACGUGGUGGCGGAGGAAGAGGAGGAGUUUCCUUGGCCAUGUGAUGUCGAGGAGGAAGAUGAGGGGCUGUUGUCGGCAUUCUUUGACACGAUGUUCGGGGACAUGGAGCUUCCCUCCGAGAUUAAGCGACUCAUGUUGGCUGCCUCGGGGGAGAAAACUGACUUGGUGGUUCCUAGUCCUCUCUUCGGGCUGGGAGUGGUGGAGCUUGGCUCCUGUCCCAGUGUAAUUGGUAAACUCGGGGUGGUGGAGCCUUGCUCCCGCCCUAGCGACUUGGGUGUACAUGGAGCGGUGGAGCUUUGCUCCCGCUCCAGUGACGUUGAUGAGCGCCAGGCGGCGGCGUUUUUAGUGAUUCGGCCGGUACUUGGCAUCAAGGAAGGGAUACAAGCAUGGGCAUUGUAGCGUCUGGUGGUGCG
Molecule: messenger RNA, 575 nt
Organism: Dioscorea cayenensis subsp. rotundata (Guinea yam)
Lineage: Eukaryota; Viridiplantae; Streptophyta; Magnoliopsida; Dioscoreales; Dioscoreaceae
Exons: 2
Coding region: 79-561 (160 amino acids)
Source: RefSeq, a predicted model, not a curated record